Messenger RNA from Blastomyces gilchristii SLH14081, 2996 nucleotides. RefSeq names its product MFS amine transporter. The record is from RefSeq and is a predicted model, not a curated record. The coding region runs from base 1023 to 2507 and encodes 494 amino acids. The transcript is spliced from 8 exons. Gene Ontology annotation, biological process: transmembrane transport. NCBI's taxonomy places the organism in Eukaryota, Fungi, Ascomycota, Eurotiomycetes, Onygenales, Ajellomycetaceae. Gene Ontology annotation, molecular function: transmembrane transporter activity.
CAGUACUAAAUGCUCAGGCUGUCGUAAUUGGCGGGCAUGGAUGGCAAAAAAAUAAUAUCUGGAUAUUCUUGUUCGAGUUCAGCUCCCAAACUGUGUAACAUUUUAAUAACAGACGCUCAGCCAGGGAUUGAAUCAUUUUUGCGACGCCACAACACGAGAAUCUGAUAAGCCUUCCUCUACUCGAGCUCGAGAAUUUCAUCCGGGCCUAAGUUAACUACGGAUCUUUGCCUGCCGAUUCUUGUUUCACAAAACUUCUCUUGUGAAGCGAGAAAAUAAUUGGCUGGUUUACCCGCUGAGUACAUACUGCGUACAUUUCCAGCCAAUAUUGCUUUUUUCAUGCCUGCAGAGCUAAAGAAGAACCAAAAUUGAGUAGCAUGCAGCGAUAUUUCGAGCCUAGCUCACUAUUGGUGUUUUAGUGGACGACCGCGGUGGCCCUGGUCGUGUUGGUGCACACCAUUGGUGGACUGCAAAUCGGACUGUGGCCGAUCGAUCUUUGUAUAUAGCGUAUAUACGCAGCUGUACGGAGUACUUUAGUUCGCUCUGCAAUAGAUCUACUCCGUACGCAGCGUAGGAAAGAUGCCGCUCAAUGUUGCUCCCGUUAUAAGCAACAUCCUCGGCCUCGCUGAGGGCAAUGCUCCAAUGAAAAUCAUUCUUCAUGACAGGAUUCCAGCGCCACACAAGCUGAAGCUCAAUGUGUGAGAUACGUAACCAGAUUGGGAGUGCAGCUACACAAGAAAGGGAGCAAGGCAGAGCGGGGUGAAAUCCGUCCGUUUGCGAAUUCAUUCUCUUUUUCUUUCUUGAUAAACAGUUCUCGCCUCAGACAUCUUGACAUUUCAGUCUACCCCAUCGAGUUAUGAGAGUGUGAGAAAUUCUUUGAUAUGUUAGAUUGAUAUCGUUAUGCCUUUUUAAGUGAAGCUGUUUAGUUCUUAAUGCUGUCAUUCCUUCGAUAAACUUCUAUCACCAGCGUACACCAGGACCCAGGUAGCUAGCUAUACAGGAAUUGGCCGGUACGGAGGACGAUCAUGGCACACGGAAGUAAAUUGCCCUGGGGCCUUUCGUUUCGAUCUUCGGAAGGGUUUAUUUUGCUCGUUGUCUCUGCGGCAUUAUUCACUGAUACUCUUGUAUAUGGAGUGAUUGUCCCAAUUGUGCCGCUGGCACUUACAGACCGCGCAGGUGUUCCGCAUGAAGAAGUGCAGAAAUGGGUCUCGAUUCUUUUAGCAACAUAUGGCGCAACGUUCCUCGUCGGAUCUCCGCUCUUCGGCUACUUCGCGGAUCGUAGUAGGAGUCGGCAACUACCAUUCGUUAUUGGAUUGGUUGCCAUGAUAUUGGCUACCUCGCUAUUCCUCGUCGGACGGUCUCUAGGUUUGUUCAUAGUUGCAAGAGCUAUGCAGGGGCUUUCGGGUGGUGCAGUUGGUGCGGUCGGCAUGGCGUUGGCCGUUGAUAGCGUCCCCAAGGAAAGAAUUGGGCAAGCAAUGGGAUAUGUCUCUCUCGCAUUGACUUGGGGCGUGCUGUUCGGGCCGAUUGUAGGAGGGGUUAUGUUUACCAAGGCAGGCUAUUAUGCAGCAUUUGCGGUACCGAUAGCGUUAUUAUGCAUCGAUAUCGUGCUGCGGCUUCUUAUGAUCGAGAAAAAGGUUGCAAGCAGGUUGUUGCGGGAAAGGUUAGGAGCUAGAAAUCACACAGAGACAUGCGAUCACCCAUCCCCGCCGGGCUCGUCGAGUCGAACUCAAUCUCUAGGUUCUGAUUCAGAAGAUACCAUUGACGAACAAUCCCCACUCAUCCAACGAGCAACCAACGGCAAUUCGCAGCCUAAUACCACGAAAACACUCAUAAUAUACCACCUGCUCAAGGAUUCCCGGAUAUUGGUUAAUUUGUUUGCAACUGUGAUUCAGUCAAUUGUAUGGACCGCAUUCGAAACGACACUUCCCUUAUUCGUGAUGGAUAAAUUCAACUGGACUCCAAGCGGGACCGGAAUUCUAUUUCUCAUUUUCUCCCUUCCUUGCCUUUUUGGCGUCGUUAUCGGGAAGGGUGCGGACCGUUGGGGAUCGCGCAUAUUCGGGACGUCUGGCUUCACUCUUGCAGGUGGCCCACUCAUCCUUCUCCGGCUCGUGCAGCACAACACAACGGGACAACAGGUACUUCUCGGCGCAUUGCUCGUCCUCGUUGGUCUCGCAAUUACGGUCGUUCAGGUAAUCACGAUGACAGAAAUUUCGCACGCGGUCGAUGAGCUAGAGGAAAGAGAUCCCGUCUUGUUUUCAGGGCCCAGUGCCAUGGGCCAGGGCUAUGCACUAUAUAAUAUGGCUUUUGCUGCUGGGCAGCUUCUUGGUCCGAUAAUUGGGGGCUUUGUCAUCACCAGCGUCGGGUGGGCGGGCAUGAACUUGGCGCUUGGUUUGAUCUGCUUCGCCUCCGCGAUCCCGAUGGCACUGUUCUGCGGAGGCACCAUCGCGUCGCAGAAAGGGAAAAUGAAAGUCCGCGAUCUGUCCGGGGGAGCUGAGGCAUAUGAAUCCUAAGGAUGAAAGGCAUGAUAAUAAUAAGGGUAUUCGGUGAAGGUCAGCACUUAUGCUUCGAUUUGACUUUAAUCCCGGGAAUUUGAAUUUAAGCAAAAAUGACAUGUUUAUUAGUGGGAGCCGCGUCAACGAAGGAAGGGCAUCCUUGUCCAAACCCACCUUUUUCUCAAGUUGGAAUUCUUGCUUGCACAAUGGGAACGGAAAAAAAUUUGGUUUGAUGUUCAAGAUUUCUGGUUAUUUAUUUAGUGUUAUCUAGUUUUAAUCAUCUCACGUAUAUUUUUCAGCAAGACUUACACACGAUGAUCUCGCAGGCUUUAUUUAUUAUCCCACCAGCGGGCCACCACCACAGGAAGCUAACAUACCUUGUUUUGUUUGAAUUGUCUGGGAUUGAAAUAAACUCUGAGACUAAAUUGGCGCAGUGGGACGGAGCGACCGAAUCUGCCAUGAAAAUACAUCAGCUCGGACAUAUCUAUGAGACUCACCAGGUUCCAG